UUCCAAAAUGGAGGCCGAUCUGUAUGAUGAAUUCGGAAAUUACAUUGGUCCAGAACUCGACAGUGACGAGGAAAGCGAGGAAGAAGAGGACGCAGACGAAGAAGAGGCAGUAGAAUAUGCAGAAGAUGAUGGUGAUGAACAGAUGGAUCAAGAUGAAGAGCCCCAAAUGCAAGUGGUUUUGCAUGAGGACAAAAAGUAUUAUCCUACUGCAGAAGAGGUCUUUGGUCCUGAAGUUGAGACCGUUGUACAAGAAGAAGAUACACAGCCGCUGACAGAGCCCAUUAUUAAACCUGUGGCAAAAAAGAAGUUUUUCCAUGAAGAGCAGGAUCUACCUUCAACAACUUAUGAUAUUGAAUAUUUGGCAGAUUUAAUGGACAACCCAGAUCUUAUCAGAAAUGUAGUCUUGGCUGGACAUUUGCACACUGGAAAGAGUGUUUUUGUUGACUGUCUUUUUGAGCAAACACAUCCUGAGAUACAAGCAAAGGAAGGAAGUGAUCUUCGUUAUAGUGACACACUGUUCACUGAACAAGAGAGGGGUCUGAGUAUCAAGAGUAUUCCAGUGUCCCUUGUUUUGCCUGAUACUAAGGGGAAAUCAUACCUCAUCAAUGUCUUUGACACCCCAGGACAUGUAAACUUCUCAGAUGAAGUCACUGCAGCAAUAAGACUGUGUGAUGGAGUUAUGAUCUUUAUCGAUGCUUCUGAAGGGGUGAUGUUGAACACCGAGCGGCUCCUAAAACAUGCCGUCCAAGAAAGGCUAGCUGUAACUGUUUGUAUCAACAAGAUUGAUCGACUGAUGUUAGAGUUAAAGCUUCCCCCUACAGAUGCAUACUACAAAUUAAAACACAUCGUAGAUGAAGUGAAUGGACUACUCAGCGUCUACUCUGAUGGUGCUGAUGAUUAUGUCAUGUCACCUUUUCUUGGAAAUGUCUGUUUUGCGAGCUCACAGUAUAGAUUCUGCUUCACACUCUUUUCAUUUGCCUCUCUCUAUGUGGACACUUUUGGUGUCGGAAUCGAUCCAAGAGACUUUGCUAAGCGUUUAUGGGGUGACAUGUACUUCAAUUCCAAAUCGCGUAAGUUCUCACGUAAUGCUCCUUUAAGUACUUCUCAGAGAAGCUUUGUGGAGUUCAUCUUGGAACCUCUGUACAAGAUCUUUGCACAGGUGGUAGGUGAUGCAGACACAAGUCUUCCAAAGCUUAUGGACGAGCUGGGAAUUCAUUUGUCAAAGUCCGAGAUGCAGAUGAAUAUCAGACCAUUGCUUAGUCUUGUUUGCAGAAGAUUCUUUGGAGAUUUUACAGGAUUUGUAGAUGUUUGUGUUCAGCAUAUACCUUCCCCCAAAGCGGCAGCCAAGACUAAGAUUGAACAUGUGUACACGGGACCGCUGGACACCGAAGUCGUGGACGCCAUGAACGACUGCGACCCUGAUGGACCUCUCAUGCUUCACACGUCCAAACAGUACCCUUCCCAAGAUGCCACAGCUUUUCACGUGUUUGGACGAGUCAUAAGUGGAACAAUUUAUGCUGGUCAACAAGCUCGAAUACUCGGCGAGAACUACACUAUAGAAGACGAGGAGGACUCACGCGUUGGAACGGUUGGAAGGUUGUGGAUCGCCGAAGCAAGGUACAAUGUUGAGGUUAAUCGCGUACCAGCUGGAAACUGGGUACUAAUUGAAGGAAUCGACGAACCUAUUGUCAAAACAUCAACCAUUACUCAAGUACAAGGCAAUGACGAGGCGUACAUCUUCAGACCGUUGAAGUUUAAUACAUGUUCCGCCGUAAAGAUCGCCGUGGAACCUCACAAUCCUUCUGAGCUGCCUAAGAUGUUGGACGGUCUGAGAAAAGUAAAUAAGAGCUAUCCCCUGCUUACUACAAAGGUUGAAGAGUCAGGAGAACACGUGAUCCUCGGUACAGGAGAGCUUUAUUUGGACUGUGUGCUGCACGAUUUGAGAAGGAUGUACUCUGAGAUAGAUAUCAAGGUCGCUGAUCCUGUUGUGGCGUUCUGUGAAACUGUCGUGGAGACGUCAUCACUAAAGUGCUUCGCAGAAACGCCAAACAAAAAGAACAAGAUCACCAUGAUUGCUGAACCUUUGGAAAAAGGCCUAGCCGAGGACAUAGAAAAUGAAAAAGUUUUAAUUACAUGGAACAAGAAAAAGCUUGGAGAAUUUUUCCAAACUAAGUACGACUGGGAUUUGCUGGCAGCACGUUCCAUCUGGGCAUUUGGACCUGACAACUCUGGGCCAAAUAUUCUUGUGGAUGAUACGCUUCCGUCUGAGGUGGACAAAAGUUUACUCAACACUGUGAAAGAUUCCAUCAUUCAAGGAUUUCAGUGGGCUACGAGAGAGGGCCCGCUCUGUGAUGAGCCAAUAAGAAAUGUGAAGUUCAAGAUCCUGGAUGCAGUGAUCGCUGGUGAACCAAUUCACAGAGGAGGAGGGCAGAUUAUUCCUACAGCCAGAAGAGUGGCGUACUCUGCAUUUUUGAUGGCCACACCUAGACUGAUGGAGCCGUAUUUCUUCGUUGAGGUCCAGGCUCCAGCUGAUUGCGUUUCCUCGGUAUACACCGUGCUAGCUCGUCGAAGGGGUCAUGUAACGCAAGAUGCACCAGUUCCUGGUUCUCCACUGUACACAGUGAAAGCUUUCAUUCCCGCUAUUGACUCGUUCGGAUUUGAGACUGAUCUGCGGACUCACACCCAAGGGCAGGCGUUCUGUCUGUCAGUAUUUCACCACUGGCAGAUUGUUCCGGGAGAUCCUCUGGACAAGAGUAUCACUAUCCGUCCGUUGGAACCGCAACCAGCCACUCAUUUGGCCAGAGAAUUUAUGAUCAAGACUAGAAGAAGAAAGGGCUUGAGUGAGGAUGUAAGCAUCAACAAAUUCUUCGACGAUCCUAUGUUGCUGGAAUUGGCCCGACAGGAUGUCAUGUUCAACUAUCCAAUGUGAUCUACUUGCAUGUUUGAGGGACACCACACAACAGACUUUCUAUUAACGUAUUUACCAGUUGCCUAGUAACCACACACUGUGCGAAGGAUUUAUUGUCAGGGCUGCUUCCCAAGUCACCAUCAAGUUGUAAGGCGUUUCAGAAAUCUUAAGAAAAAUUUUUAAAGCUGCGCUGCAGUAUUUGAGCAAAUGAACUCAGAGACCUAACUUCGCCCGCCAAGGUAGAUUGUCUUUUCUUGUCACAGAAUUGCAUAAUUUUGCUUUAGUGCGUACUGUGAUUGGAUUGGGAAACUCGCGGCACACCUAUUGACCGAUCAGAAGAAGAGCGAAAACCACUCGUAACUCGCUCACUUCUAUUUAGGUCAGGUUGUUAUCGGCCCGUUGUGACACCUUUCUUUUAAUUGGCUGUCGUGAUGACUGGUUUUUCUUUGUUUUGAUUGGCUGUUGCGAUGACUUUGGUUUACCUUUGUUUUGAUUGGGUUUUGCUGACUAUGGUUUUGGUUCCACGACACUCAGUGACAUGAAAAGCGGUCAAAAUUGAAUACUCACUUUGAUCGUUAGCCAUUACCUAUACAAAGCGCAAUAUAGAGCACUGAGACGUCAAGCCUACGUUUUGCAUCCUUUAGCGUGUAAAUACAUCCUUUGUAACGACUUACAUUUGUAUCAAAAAUAAAAAGAUUCCAAUUAGCAGGCUUGUAAAAAGA
Molecule: messenger RNA, 3630 nt
Organism: Stylophora pistillata
Lineage: Eukaryota; Metazoa; Cnidaria; Anthozoa; Scleractinia; Pocilloporidae
Product: 116 kDa U5 small nuclear ribonucleoprotein component
Biological process (GO): mRNA splicing, via spliceosome
Cellular component (GO): U2-type catalytic step 2 spliceosome; cytosol; U4/U6 x U5 tri-snRNP complex
Molecular function (GO): GTPase activity; GTP binding; U5 snRNA binding
Source: RefSeq, a predicted model, not a curated record